Molecule: messenger RNA, 1480 nt
Organism: Solanum dulcamara
Lineage: Eukaryota; Viridiplantae; Streptophyta; Magnoliopsida; Solanales; Solanaceae
Exons: 4
Coding region: 255-1214 (319 amino acids)
Source: RefSeq, a predicted model, not a curated record
AAAGAGCUAAAACGACACUUAUGAGGCGGGAGGGCGUACUUGUAAUUUUCUUUUUUUUUCAAAAACUCAUUAAUGGAGACAGUUGAGUGUUGCUGUAUAGCCAAAGCUUCAUAAAUUCUUCCCCUGCUUUUUAUUCACAUUCAAGAUUGGACUCAAAAACAACCCAUCACUGACUUUUACUACUACUACUUAUUACUUUAAGUCUCUUCUUCUUCCCAUCAGAACUCAAAGUUACAAAGAAAGAAGAGAACAUCAUGGAUUGGUCACAAAAGCUUUACUUUACAGCUUUUCUAAUUGUUGCAGCAUCUUCAGCCAUUCGUGGAAUUCAUGGUUAUGCAAUGGUCUCUGGCACUGUCUUCUGUGACCAAUGCAAAGAUGGCCAAAUUUCUCUCUUUGAUUAUCCUCUAAAUGGAAUAAAUGUAGCAAUGGCGUGCCCAGACAAUAAUGGACAAAUGGCAACAUGGGGAGAAGAAACAACCAAUUGGCUAGGAAAUUUUGUCAUGAAGUUCGAUGGAAAUCCAGAUUUGAGUGGCUGUGUUGCACAGGUAACAAGCAGUAAUGAGCAAGGGAAAAGAGGGUGUGGGACAGGAGGAGGACCAGGGAAGUCACCAAGAUUAAUGUUUAGGAUGUUUGAUAUGAAUAUGUACACAAUUGAUCCUUUGAUUUCUCAGCCAACAGAUCCAAUGUCUUUCUGUCCAAAAUUUUCAUACCCACAGCCACAUCCCAACCCUGUUUCCCCGGCUACACCACCAUCAACACUUCCAAUUCCACCUACUCCCUCAUUACCUCAUUUACCCCCAUUGCCUCCUUUACCCCCAAUGCCUCAUUUCCCCUAUUUGGAAGCUUCAGUUUGCCCACACCAGAGCUGGAUGAUGCCAGAAAACCACUGCUACUGGAAAGUGAUAAAUCCAGAUUCAAAAGUAGGUGUUGUAUUUGGUCUAAUUGCUGCUAGAAAAUAUGGAACUGAUUUAACAUUAUGGGAAGGAAUGAAAGGUAGAGGAGAACCUUAUAAAACUUUGCUAAGAGAAGGGACAACUGCACUUUUGAAUUCUUAUAAUAGUGUACAAUUUCCAUAUCAUCCAUUGAGUGUUAUUCAAGAUAUGAAUUGGGCAUUAAUGGGAUCAACUCAACAAGUUCUGCAUACAGCUUUGGGUUUCUUGAGGGCUAAUUCUGGAAAUGGAAAAACCACUUGCAAGUUCAAUCCUUGCAAGUGAUUCUAUUAUUGAUUUCACUUCCUAGUAUUAUAUUAUUAAUUUCACUUCCUUGUAUACUUUUUCGUGAUAUGUAGUUGAGUUAAUCACGUUUAUAUAUACACGUUGUUGGUGUAUACUUGUUUCUACAUUUGCUAUGUUAAACUUCAUCAUUUCAGAUGAAGCUUUGAAGAUCUAGGAAGAAGCUUAGAGAAUAAUUUAACCGACUGCUUUGUAUUGAUAACUACUGAUCUUACAAAAUGAAUGGAUUGAGCAAAAUAUCUAAUAUA